This is a messenger RNA of Coregonus clupeaformis (lake whitefish), 1073 nucleotides long. RefSeq lists its product as uncharacterized. The coding region runs from base 269 to 673 and encodes 134 amino acids. NCBI's taxonomy places the organism in Eukaryota, Metazoa, Chordata, Actinopteri, Salmoniformes, Salmonidae. The record is from RefSeq and is a predicted model, not a curated record. The transcript has 2 exons.
GUGAUAAAGCCUGUUGCCAUGGUCCUUAAUAUCCUCCAAGGGGAAUCAUCUGUGCAUAUGGGCCUCCUGCUGCCAACACCUUACCAGUUGCGGGACAAGCUGAAGAGGUUGGAGUCAACUUGCAAAAUGUGCACACCUCUUGUUCAUGCCCUGCAGCAAGGGAUCCAGAAACGUUUUGGAGACGUCAUGAAAGAGCCUGAGCUGAUUGCAGCAGCAAUACUCCUACCAAGAUUCAGAACAUCCUGGACCACAGAGGAGAACAUCUUAAAUGCUGCCCACAGGCCUUGACUACAUCAGAAAUCACCUCAACACCGACUUGGAUGAUGUCACCAGCGCAAACAGCGGCCUCUCUGAUGAAGACGACUUCUUUGCAUCCAUGGAGUUGGGAAAAUCACAAGUAGGAGAGCUGGAGAGGUACCUUUCAUGUCUGUCCCCUGCAGGUAUGGAUCUACUCCACACCUUUCCUCGCAUCAAGAAGCUGUCACUCAAAGUCAACACAGGUCUUCCUGCAUCUGCAGCCUGUGAGAGACUUUUCAGUCAUGCAGGACUCCUGUUCACUGCUAAACGAUCACAGCUUCACAGCAAGAACCUUGAGAGCCAGCUACUGUUGAAGCUUAAUAGUGACAUCACUGAGCGAUUCUUUGGUGAAAUAGUUUGUUUCUGCAUGUUUUGACACACACACACAAACUCCCAGUGGGGCCUUCAAUAUAAAAGGGUUUUCAUGUUACUGUGCCAAAGAGUUCCUGGAGUGUUGACUGAAGUCAACCAGUCAAAGGGCCAGUGUCAGCCUAAAGGUUAGAAUACUGCCAAAUCUGUUGUCUGUCUGUGGGAGUCUAGAUGGGGGAAGCUGCUCCUCUCUCAGCUGCUUUUGAGCAAAGCGUGUAAUCCCCUUAACUGUGUAAUGGUUGUGCUAGAGAGCACAGAGCUAUUAAUGUAUAACUCCAUUGUAAAGACACAUCAUACAUGCUUUAUGCUGCUUAUCUUGGGGAGGUGGGACAAGUGUGACUUUUUUUUUGCUGACUUUUCUUGUUAGAUAUUGGAGCUGGAAGUAAACAUAAUGCCCCAUCUACAAC